GGGGUUUUUGAUUAAAAUUCUUGGUCGUUCAUUGUCUCCCUCUCAUAAAGCUUUUGUGCCUGACCUUGACAGAGAGGCAUAGUGACAAAUUUAUAGUGUGUCCAAGGCAAAGAGCCAUUGAUAUUCUCCUAUCGAGCUUAAGCGAGUAUGGUUGUGGAAGAGAAAGAUGGUCAGGCUCAGGCCCAAGAAGAGACCACCAAUUUGGUUGUUCCAUGGAUGAGAGCUCCCGUCGAUGUCAGCCAUGUCGAUAGCUGCUCACUCGAAACCCUCCCUUCCCUUCAUCCCAGGUUGAAGGAGGCGUUGGAGAAGAUGGGUAUAUCUUCACUCUUUCCAGUGCAGGUUGCAGUUUGGCAUGAGACAAUAGGGCCUGGCGGUUUCGAAAGAGACGUCUGUGUUAACUCUCCUACAGGAAGUGGAAAGACUCUCUCUUACGCUUUACCAAUUGUUCAGACUCUUUCGUCUCGUGCUGUUAGAUGCCUCCGUGCUUUAGUUGUCUUGCCCACUCGUGAUUUGGCCUUGCAGGUUAAGGGAGUUUUUGAUGCCAUAGCACCAUCUGUGGGGUUAUCCGUUGGUUCAGCUGUUGGUCAAUCUUCGAUAGCUGGUGACAUAGCACAGCUCAUCAAAACACCUAAACUUGAUGCAGGGAUAUGCUAUGAUCCUGAGGAUAUAUCACAGAACCUUGAAAGUAGUGCUGUGGACAUAUUAGUAGCUACACCAGGAAGGUUGAUGGACCAUAUCAACAACACAAAGGGCUUUACUCUUGAGCAUUUGCGUUACCUUGUUGUUGAUGAAACCGAUAGAUUGCUUAGAGAGUCAUAUCAAGAGUGGCUCCCAACUGUUCUGAAACUGACUCAGGCAUCUGACGAUGGCCCGUUUCCUUCAUCAUCACCUUUUGUUCCUUCCUCUUUUGGUUCUCUGCUGACUAUCCGUAGACAAAGUGUGGAGAGAGGUUUCAAGGGAAAACCAUACCCAAGGCUAGCAAAGUUGGCGUUGUCAGCUACAUUGACACAGGACCCAAGCAAGCUUAUUCAGCUUGACCUGCAUCACCCUUUAUUCAUGACAACCGGGGCCACCCGUUACAGACUACCCGAGAAGUUGGAAUGUCUUAGACUGAUUUGUGAAACCGGGGUGAAGCCUGUAUACUUAGUUGGUCUCUUGAAAUCACUGGAAGGUGAAAAGUGUAUCGUUUUCACAUCUUCUGUUGAGACAACUCGUCGUCUAUGCAAGCUACUCAACUUUUUCGGUGAUUCAAUGAUAAAAGCAAAAGAGUAUUCAGGUGGUCUUAACCAAGCAGUUCGGAGCAAAGAAUUAAAGGCUUUUAGAAAAGGAGAUAUUCAAGUUCUUAUUUCAUCUGAUGCUUUGGCUCGUGGUAUGGAUGUUGAAUUGGUAACAAAUGUCAUUAAUUAUGACAUGCCUCAAUAUCCAAAGACCUUCAUCCAUCGUGCUGGACGGACAGCUAGAGCAGGUCGUGCCGGGCGGUGCUUCACAUUGCUAGGUGAUCAUGAGGUGAGACGAUUUUCAAAUCUCUUGAAGAAAGUUGGGAAUGCUUCAUGCCCAAUCUAUCCAAUCCCACCCGAUUUGUUUGGUCCUGUCCGUGCCAUUUACGAACCUGCUCUGGCGAAGCUGAAGGAGUCGGUUGAACCAAUAGCACCGAAAAGAGGAAGACAAGUAGGUUUUAAGCACAAUUCAAAAACCACAAACUCCCAAACAAAACGCAACAAAGCGACAUCGGGACAAGCAUAGUUUGGUCUUGGUGUAGCGGACGGGUCAAAUACACCUCAAUUCUUCAUAAAUUUAAGAAUGAUUGAUGCUUUCGUCCAAUUUUGGUGGCUUUUUUCAACUGCGCUUCGUAUAUUUUUCAAUACUCGAGAGGAUAUGUUGCUCAGUUUAUUUUUUCCAGUCAACGAAAAUCACUAUUAACAGAUUCUGACAAGGGAAAUUUGGUUUAAUAUCAAUUUAUUAUCAAAAAAAAAAAAAAAAA
This is a messenger RNA of Brassica oleracea var. oleracea, 1981 nucleotides long. RefSeq names its product DEAD-box ATP-dependent RNA helicase 1. Lineage: Eukaryota; Viridiplantae; Streptophyta; Magnoliopsida; Brassicales; Brassicaceae. Gene Ontology annotation, biological process: protein targeting. Bases 148 to 1743 code for a protein of 531 amino acids. The transcript has 9 exons. The record is from RefSeq and is a predicted model, not a curated record. Gene Ontology annotation, molecular function: ATP binding; nucleic acid binding. Gene Ontology annotation, cellular component: nucleus.